UGGUUCUACUAAGACACACGAACACUGAAGUCUAUUCACAAGUUAUAGUACUUACAUAUUUACAUAGUUUUACAUCAAAAUACUAAAUGUUUAUGUUCUCUGUGCAGGGUAAGAAAUAGGGGGGAAAUUGCACAUUACUUAAAUCCAAAUGCUUUAGUUUAGAAUCCAAGAUUCUACAUAUUUGCUCAGUCUUCUUUGCGAGCAUAAUAUGUAAAGGCUGCGUAUAAAGGGUAUUGCUUCUGAGUAAGAAUUUGACCUUCGGUUUAAGCUCUGUUCUCUUGGAAAUCUAGUAAGAGUAUUAUGCCGAUUAUAUUAACAUAGGCAAUUAACAUCUGCCUAUGCCUCUUCCUGCACCUGAAAAGUUCCCAAUUAACCCAACCUGCCUGUCGGAAUUUUCCUCAUCCUUCAUGGCCCAGCUCAAAUGCCUCCUUCAUGCAACCUCCAUUUCCCUUCAGCUUAAGUGAUCGUUCCUGGCUCUAAACCAUUUUUAAUGGUGUUCAUAACACUCUGGUCAUCAGCUCAACUAACAGCCGCGUAAGAUGGAUUUACCAACGUGUAUUCUGGGGCAUAACUGUUCUCUGAAGUGUUCUUAUGAGUAAUUCUGUGGUCACAUAAGUUUGGAAAACAUUUCAUACUAUACUUCCUUCUGGGAGAGCCGGUGUGUCUCUUGACAUUUUAAAGCUUCUGCAACACACACACACACACACACACACACACACCUGUUUAAAUUUAACACAUCAUUUCCUACUUUAUUUAAGAACGAAAAACAUAAUGGUGAAAGAAUACCCAUUAUUGUAUCUAUUAACAUUUGGGAAAAGUUGCUCUGAGAAUUCGUAGACCUAACAUGAAAUAAAGUUAUAAUGAAUUUCAGUUGAAUCUGAACCAAGCAUCUUUAUGUGAUGCCAUUAAACUUACUUUCCCCAUAAAACUUCUUAAAUAAAAGGCAAAGCAGCUACCUCUUUGAAAUAACCACAGAUUCUUUGCAACUCAGAUAUGUAUCUGUUUUUCAUAUAUGGAACGAAAUUUUCUAAGAGCUCGGAAGUCGUAGAGCAUUCAUUGUCUUCUCUGUGGCAAUGACUAUCUCCUUGCUGAAACAGACUGCAUUUCCUGCCUCUUCACUGGAAGAAUGGAGGAUGAGGAUGAACACAUGGGACUUACCACCAACAUCAACAAAGUCUCAGUCUUCCUUGGCACACCUAGUUUUGUCUGAAAGGUUUACAACACUGAGACAUGAUUAUAUCACUCUCCAUGAAGAGGAGCAUAUUUUGCUGUAAAACUACAGAAUAAUAUGUACCUGGUAUUACUUGAACAAAAAUAAUUCACUCCUUACUGCUGUCUGCUGAGUUAAAAAAAAAAGUAUCCAACAGAACUUCAAACAUAAUAGACUUUUACACAGUAGUCCCAGGAAGCAGUCUUUGUAGGAUAUAUAGAAAAGCAAUUUUCUAUUGAUUUUUUUUUUUAAAAAAAAGAAUCUGUAUAUGAAUCGUUCUGUAGGCAUUAAGAGAUUUUACUACUUUUGAGUCUUCCAUAGGACCAUGGUGAUUUCAUCCUGUGCCUCUCCGCUUUGCUCCAUGUUUGCUGCGGGCCACUGAAUGGGACUGGACCACAGACCUACUCCUUGCACUCGUGAUACAGUGAAUUGGGUUAAAACUCUUGGUUACAAAUAACAGAAACCAAAGGCUGUCUAAAGAAAAAAGGGGAAUUUAUCUAUGAAGGCACGGUGGUAUCUCAGAAAAUCCAGGAAGAGGAAUGAAGAGCCUCAUGAUGAAUUGAAAUGAGAAAUUGAAAAGUGCAUUUGGAAGUAAGAAGGCAGCCUCCACACAGCUCCUUGGUUGAUAUCACUUCCUUUCCAGCCAGACCAAAAGAAUAACUGAUGAUGUUUGAAUUUCCAUUUUAAACAUCAGGAGGAGAAUGGACUUUGCCCAGUUUGGGUUCGAUUUCCACAUUCAUCCAUGUGUUAAUAUGUCAGUUUAGACAUGAAUCAAAGCAGCGAAGAAUGUACGAAAAAGAUUAGCAGUGUGAAUCUUGACAAACUUAUAAAUGACUUCUCACAGAUAGAAAAGAAAAUGAUAGAAACCAGUGGAAAGAAUAAUAUACUGGAUAUGCAGUUGGAAAAAACUAACUAUUUGUUAAAAGUAAUGCAAACAAAGGAGGUCUCAAUUAAAGAAGAAUGUGCUACUCUUCAUAAUAUGAUAAAAGGGCUACAACAGACCAUUGAAUCUCAACAUGAUUUGAAAGGUGAAAAUGAACAACUAAAAAGAAAUGCUGAUCUUAUGAAAGAAAAGUUGAAAUUUCAUGAACAGGAAUAUAAGAAUAAUAUUGCCAAACUUAUGAGUGAAAUGAAAAUCAAAGAGGAGGGACAUAAGAUAGAAAUAAGGAAACUUCAUCAGGAUAUGCAGGAAAAAAUUGAGUCAAAUGAAGAAAAGCAUAAAGAACUAAUAGAGAAAAAGGAGGUGGAAAUUUCAGAGUUAAAUGCAAAGUUAAGAACUCAAGAAAAAGAAAAACAAAGUGAAAUAAUCAAAUUACAGUUAGAGUUUGAUGCCAAACUAGCAAGAGUUCAAACUAAACCAAAAUCAUAUCCAGAUUCUACUGUUUUGCCACAGAGUAUCUACAGAAGGAAGCUUCAACAUCUGCAAGAAGAAAAAAACAAGGAGAUUGCAUUUCUUCGUAAUACCAUUCACGAUUUAGAGCAACGCCUCUCCCUUGGCAAAGAUCCUCCACUUAACCCUACUGGCAAAAGCUCUUACCUUAAGCGUAGACGGUUUUGAGUAGGACAGUAAAUUCAUUAGUUGCUACUUAAUUUCUUUAAAAGAAGUUGAAAAUUUGCUUGUCAUUAAUAUACUGCCUAAACAAUAACAAUGAAAAAGAGAAAGCUUUAAACUUUUUAAAUUGAGUUUAUUUAAACAAAUCCACAUUUGUCCAAUCGUGUACUACAUUCUUGCUUAAUAGUAUUAACCAUAAAGGAGUUCAGGCUUAUAGGACUUAGUUUACCUACUGAACCAUCAUUGACUAUGGAAAUACUUUCUAAGCAAUCAAGAAAUAGACAACAUUCUUUUAUCUUUUCCAUUACGACUUUCCAGACAGAUUAUCUCAAAUUUAAGAGUGUGAUACAAUGCUAGAUAAGGAAAAUAAGAUAUAAGGGCUUCAUUCAUAUGUGAUAGUAAAAAUCAAGAUAUGACUCUUAGAUAUACAAAGCAUAAAUGGAUAUUUAAAAGGUAGUCCUAGCAAAAUAUUCAUGUGUCAGUAUUUCUGGAACUUUAAAGACAGAAUUCACUGAGUUCUUUAAAGGUUUAGUCAGUUAAAAACAUAAGAUUAAAAAGACAAAGAUAAUAUUUUUUUGAGAAAUAAGUAAAGAAAAAAAUGGAAAACAUGUCUUUGUUGUUCUUUCUCCAUUCUAAAUUGCUAACUAUCCAACAGAAACCCCUAGGUCAUAGUUUACGUCUCUGUUCUCAUUAAA
Molecule: messenger RNA, 3457 nt
Organism: Mirounga angustirostris (Northern elephant seal)
Lineage: Eukaryota; Metazoa; Chordata; Mammalia; Carnivora; Phocidae
Gene: CCDC152
Product: coiled-coil domain containing 152
Exons: 11
Coding region: 1977-2768 (263 amino acids)
Source: RefSeq, a predicted model, not a curated record